GUAUUUAUUUUUCUAACUGAUCUAUGUCCCUUUCAACAGUGAUUUGGGCGUUUUCACAACUGCCUUCUCACUUGUGUCGGCCUAAGAGGAGGGAUCCAGAACUGAUAAAAAUGGUCUCUUUCAAGAGGAGAUACGUUGGAAUAAAUCGAAUGCAUGAGCUCUCAUGGAUGUAUCUACUGCUUCUUACUUACCUUUCUUCUUGGGCGAGCCCCAGGGAUGUCCAGCCUGUCGUUGAGAAGGGGGCAUGCACAGUGUCAUCCUAAAGGAUGGAGCCAGGGGCCUCGAAGACCAGUGAAUCCGAGGAAGACUAUGCUGCAGAAGAGGAAUCCGAGGAGGAGUGCGACAAGGGGGAAGUCACCGGCGCCGCUAAGCCUUCUCGGCAGACACGCUCCGAGGCCGACCGGAAGGCACUGGACAGUGGAGCCGACUUGUCCAUCGUGGCCACGCAGAUACCGAAAAAAGACACAGCCCCAGCGGGCGUAGCUGACUCGGAGGUUGGGAGACGAAAGAGAAGGCGGAAAUGCAGAACCCUGGCCAUCAACCUGACCAACUGCAGAUACGAGAGCGUGCGGCGGGCAGCCCAAAUGUGUGGCUUCAAGGAGGUGGGGGAAGACGAGGAGUGGAGUGUGUACUGGACGGACUGCUCUGUCUCCCUCGAACGGGUCUUGGACAUGAAGAGGUUUCAGAAAAUCAACCACUUCCCUGGCAUGACAGAAAUCUGCCGCAAAGACUUGCUGGCUCGAAAUCUGAAGCGCAUGCAGAAAAUCUACCCGCUGGAGUACAACAUCUUCCCGCGCACCUGGUGCCUCCCGGCCGACUACGGGGACUUCUUGGCCUGUGGUCGUCAGCGGAGAACCCGAACGUUUAUCUGCAAGCCGGACAGUGGCUGCCAGGGCCGGGGCAUCUUCAUCACCCGAAAUCCUCGGGACAUCAAGACGGGGGAGCAUAUGAUCUGCCAGCAGUACAUCUCCAAGCCCUUCCUCAUCGACGGCUUCAAGUUCGACAUGCGAAUCUACGUCCUGCUCACCUCCUGCGACCCGCUCCGGAUCUUCAUGUACGAGGAAGGCCUGGCCCGCUUUGCCACCAUGCCCUAUGUGGAGCCCAACCACAGCAACCUAGAUGAUGUCUGCAUGCAUCUGACCAACUACGCCAUCAACAAACACAACAACAAUUUUGUCCGGGAUGACGCCGUGGGCAGUAAGAGGAAGCUGUCGACGCUCAAUGCCUGGCUGCGGGAACACAGCUACGACCCCCGAGAGAUGUGGGGGGACAUUGAAGACAUCAUCAUCAAAACCAUCAUCUCGGCCCACGCUGUCCUUCGCCACAACUACCGAACUUGUUUUCCCCAACAUUUGAGUGGAGGUACUUGUGCCUGUUUUGAGAUCCUUGGUUUUGACAUCUUGCUGGACCACAAGCUGAAGCCCUGGCUGCUGGAGGUGAACCACUCUCCAAGCUUCACCACUGACUCACGCCUGGAUCGGGAAGUGAAGGACGCACUGCUCUGUGAUGCCAUGAUCCUUGCCAACCUCCGGGGCUCUGACAGGAGGAAGGUGCUAGAGGAAGAGAAGCGUCGUGUCAGAGAGCGUCUCUCCCAGUGCCGCCAAGAGCUGCGGGAGGCCAGGCGAGAACAAACUGAGCUGUCUCAGGCAGCUCUGCUGGACCAGGAGUGCUAUGAGAAUUCCCACCUCGGGGGGUACCGGAGGAUCUACCCCGGGCCCGACAUGGAGAAGUACGCCCCCUUCUUUAAGCACAGCAGCUCCCUCUUCCAAGAGACCGCGGCUUCCAAGGCCAGAGAGGAGUGCGCCAGGUACUUUGCCCUGUGUGCUCCUCUACUCAGGAAGGGGCAAACCCUGAAGCUGAACUGCUCCCCAGCAGGGUGGAGAUGGCGUUAUAAAUUCUACGAAUUAAUGACUCAGUGUAGUAGGUUUCCCAUCUUGCCCCUCUUUCUUCUCCCAUCAGUCCCCCAUACAGAUGGUAAUUUUCCUACUUUUUUCCCUCCCCCACAUUCCCUGCCCUCUUCCUCCCCCCUCUGCCCAACACAAUCUCUCCAGUGUCUGAAGCUGCUGUGUCUUGCCAGGCAGCAGCGGGAAGAGAUCCGCCUCAAGCAGGAGCAGCGGCAGAUCUUAGACACUAAGAGGAAAAAGGAAAACAAGGAGCAGAACCAGGGGGAGUCAGCGGGGGAGAAGAGCCGGUCCAGGGCCCGGAUCCAGGCCCUUUCCACCCACCUGGCAUACAGGAGCUGGACCCGGGAGAAAGAGCUGCUACCAGAAUACCUGGACACCAUGCAGCCUCAAGAAAUUGUGGAAGAAGAGGAACUGGCGCGGCUGAAGGCCCUGCUUCGGAGGGAAAAUAUCAUCCGGAGCCUGGGUAUUGUGGAGCAGAUCACCAGCAUGGUGCAGUCCAGCCACCAGGGCCAGAAAAGGCUUGAGUAUCGGCCUAGAUCUCACCAGGACGGGCUGUGCACUCAGCCACUGCUGUCUAUGAGUCUGUUCCCACUGGUCCUCUUGAGAGGAGCCUACAGAGAGCAGGGCCCUCCUCAUUUCCUGCAUCCAGUUGGACCCCACGAGUUGAUCCCCAGGAUCAUAGGGCCACUGCCAAGCAUGAACCCUGCACUCCUGCAUCAUUCCCGGUGCUACCUACAGCCCAGGAACUUCAACUGGAUAAGAAAUCCGUCCGCCUCUGGCCCCUGUUCAUUGUCAAUGAAGAAACCUGGAAGGCGCUGUUUCCCCAUCCCCAGGGUCAGGCCCAAUAGCCAAGGCCAAGCCAGCAGGAGGCUAGAAGCCAUAAACAGAGCCAUGGCAGGAUCAGUGCCAACCUCUUUAACCCCAAAGCAGGGCUAUUUUCUGCAACGGGAAAGAGUGGUAAGUAACCCAUGGACUGAAUGCACCUUGCCCUCCAUGGUAAAUUCUGAACACAGAGCAGCCAAGGCCCAAGACCUCCCCCUCUGCCCUGCCUCCGCCCCCCUGACGCAGAGUUCCAGCGCGCUCCUGGACACCGGCCACCACAGGUAAACGCAGGAAGAAGCCCGGCGCUCAAGCUCUGCUGGAGAAACAACCCCCUCAGGCUUCCCAAGGGGCACAGGGCCUUCAACCACCCCUGCUCCGUGAAAGACUGCCACCAAGCCUGAGUCUGAAAGCCGCGGCCAGGACCCCCGUUUGCACAGGGCACAAACAUAAGACACCAGGAAACUCCCCAAUACCCCAAGAUUAUUUUCGGAAAAGACUACAAAGUGGAGGAAGAGGGGCCAGGGCCGGCCGUGCACUCACCUCCGCCCUUGAACCCUGAGCCUGGAUUUGUCGCGAGAGGAUGGGCCUG
Miniopterus natalensis is the source of this 3315-nucleotide messenger RNA. NCBI's taxonomy places the organism in Eukaryota, Metazoa, Chordata, Mammalia, Chiroptera, Miniopteridae. The record is from RefSeq and is a predicted model, not a curated record.